GCCGCCCCCCCGGGCCCGCCGUCCCCUCCCCCGCUGGCGGGGCCCGGACAGAAGAUGGUGCAGAAGAAAACAACCGAACUUCAGGGCUUCCACCGUUCGUUCAAGGUGCGAGGAGUAACCUGGCGCCUGGGGAGGAGUCUCAUCGGGGCAGAAUCCUUUCGAGCUGGCCUUCUCCUUAGACCAGACCCAUCACGGGGAGCCCGAUUUCAGCCUGGAGCGCCCUGCCCGCCCUGUACAGAUAUGCCCGCGAGCCAGCCCAUCGACAUCCCGGACGCCAAGAAGAGGGGCAAGAAGAAGAAGCGGUGCCGGGCCACCGACAGCUUCUCCGGCAGGUUCGAGGACGUCUACCAGCUACAGGAGGACGUGCUCGGGGAGGGCGCCCACGCCCGAGUGCAGACCUGUGUCAAUCUCAUCACUAACCAGGAGUACGCGGUCAAGAUCAUCGAGAAGCAGCCGGGCCACAUUCGGAGUCGGGUUUUCCGGGAGGUGGAGACACUGUACCAGUGCCAGGGACACAGGAACGUUCUAGAGCUGAUAGAGUUCUUUGAGGAGGAGGAUCGCUUCUACCUGGUGUUUGAGAAGAUGCGGGGCGGCUCCAUCCUGAGCCACAUCCACAAGCGGCGGCACUUCAACGAGCUGGAGGCCAGCGUGGUGGUGCAGGACGUGGCCAGUGCCCUGGACUUCCUGCACAACAAAGGCAUCGCCCACAGGGACCUAAAGCCAGAAAACAUCCUGUGCGAGCACCCCAACCAGGUCUCCCCCGUCAAGAUCUGCGACUUCGACCUGGGCAGCGGCAUCAAACUCAACGGGGACUGCUCCCCCAUCUCCACUCCGGAGCUGCUCACCCCGUGCGGCUCGGCGGAGUACAUGGCCCCCGAGGUGGUGGAGGCCUUCAGUGAGGAAGCCAGCAUCUACGACAAGCGCUGCGACCUCUGGAGCCUGGGGGUCAUCCUCUACAUCCUGCUCAGCGGCUACCCGCCCUUUGUGGGCCACUGCGGCAGCGACUGCGGCUGGGACCGCGGCGAGGCCUGCCCGGCCUGCCAGAACAUGCUGUUUGAGAGCAUCCAGGAGGGCAAGUAUGAGUUUCCCGAGAAGGACUGGGCUCACAUCUCCUUUGCUGCCAAAGACCUCAUCUCAAAGCUGCUUGUCCGCGAUGCCAAGCAGAGGCUGAGCGCCGCCCAGGUUCUGCAGCACCCUUGGGUGCAGGGGUGUGCUCCGGAGAACACUCUGCCCACACCCAUGGUCCUGCAGAGGAACAGCUGUGCCAAAGAGCUCACGUCGUUUGCGGCCGAGGCUAUCGCGGUGAACCGGCAGCUGGCCCAGCGAGAGGAGGACGCGGCGGCGGAGGAGGGGCAGGGCCCGCCGGUGCUCAUCCGCGCGGUCUCCCGCUGCCUGCGGCUGUCCCCGCCCGCACAGAGCAAGCUGGCCCAGCGGCGGCAGCGCGCCAGCCUGUCCGCGGCCCCCGUGGUCCUGGUGGGCGACCACGCGUGACCCCUCUCCCCUGUACAUAGGUCACUCCCGCCCCCCCCCCCACUGCCCUAUCAAAUCUGAAGAGGUUUUUUUAAGCUGUUUCCAGCCGGUGACCGCCAGGCUGCCCUCCCCUGGCUGGGCUCCGAGGCGCUGAGCUCAGUCGGGGGGUCUUUUUAUAUGAGGUUUUUGCUGUUGGGUUUUUUUCUCCUUUUUUCUGCCCCACCCCCAUCUCUCCAUCCCUUUAAAGGUGUUAAAAGCAAAGCAGGGCCUGGGAGAGGAGAGGGGAGGCUGCGUGUGGCUGGGCUUGCUGGUCCCUGCUGCCCCGGCCCCGAGGCUCGCCCGUACUGUGAAAGGUCCCUGCCCGCCCGCCCCGCCGCGACUCAGGAGAGGAGGGCGAUGAUCGUCGUCUUCCAGAGCUGGGGGCCCAGGAAUGCGCCCCUCCCCAGCCCACACAGUAUUUCAGGGACGGGCCCGCCCCACACCUCCCCCCAGUGACCCAGCAGCUCUUUCCCCCUCACCCCAGAGACACCCUGGUGGCUGGGUGGGGCGGGGUUUCUCAGGUCUCCCUUGUAGCGGGAGGGGGCCUGGGUACGGGCAGGUGGGCUCCACGGCUGCCCGCUGUGCACCCCCCCCCCGCCUCGGACUGACAAUCGGGGCUCUCUCAAACCUGGACCUUAAGCUGCAGCUGACCUCGGGUGGGGGGUGCACCCGCUGCCCCCCCAGGAUGGCGGUGCCGGAGGAAGUAGGAGGGGCUGGACAGGCGCCCGUCAGCCAACGUGGGGGUCCCAGAGACCCCCACCCUGGGCACCCGAGUGCCCCUUCUCAGGGCUCAGUCUGACCACGGCCACGUCCCGCCCCUUGUCGCCCUUGGGGUCUGGUGUGGAAGCUCUAUCAGCCCCCUUCCUCCUCAGAGCCAGGGCCCACCCGGGGUCCUGCUGAAGCUGCCCCACCCCCAAGGGCAGCGUUUCGACCCACCCACCUUCAGGAAACCGGCCGCUGCUGCCACCGCCGCGGCGUCCUCCCAGGCACCAGGAAUCACGGUGCCUGCCUCUGCCCACCUUGGCGGGCACUGGGCUCAUACGUUGGCCUGCCAGGCCUGGGGAGACUGAUGCCCCUCCUCGUCCUCGGGAAACACUAUGCAAUACAGGCCCCCCUUCUCUACGCACACGCGCUCCUGACCGCCAGGGAGGGCCCCCUGCGGUCCCCAGCCCGGGCAGCGUGGCCUGGCGUCUGGCCUGGUCUCCACAGCGGCCCAGGGCCUGGAAAACCCUCCGGCUUCUCGUUUGUCCUAUUCUGUUAAUUUUUCAAAGACAGUUGACUUCCUUCCCUGUUCUCGAAUACUUGAAUGUUGGGGGGCUUCAUGGGUGGUGGGGCCCAGAUGCCCUUUCUGUGGCAGUCUCCCGUGGCUGGUGGGGACUGCCGCCCCUCCGGCCCCCCCGCCCGCCCGGAUCUGUGGACUGGCCUUUCCAAAGACCCCAGGGCGUGGGAGGCCGCCCCACCCCAUUUCUUGCCCACCAGUGAUCCUACAUUUUGCAACUGGGGAUUCUGCCUUUUUGUAGAAAACAAACAGGCCCCCGCCCGCCACAGGCGCCUUGGCCGUUUUACUCUAGAAAGCCGAGCCGUGAGGAGCUUUGUUCCUUCUUCCCAAAGGUGGGACAGCCACUUCUCUGCCCGCCACAUGUCACACAGACCGUGGGAGUCGAGGGGCUGUCAGAACCGUUACUGUGAAUGCGCCUGGCCCCCAGGCCGCCCCACACUGGGGGAGGGGAACGGCCACGUUCAAUGUUAAGAUGUGUAAAAAAGACAAAAAAAAGUUUUUUUAAAAGUGGGGGGACAUCCAAGCACUUUAAGCGCCGCACCGGGUGAACUGGUAACAGCUCAUCUUCCUGACACCAACUGUCAAUGCCGGAAUUUUGUAUUGUUUUAUAAGGAUUUAAUAAAAGUCGUAAAAACUUG
Enhydra lutris kenyoni (northern sea otter) is the source of this 3426-nucleotide messenger RNA. It is a transcript of the gene MKNK2, whose product is annotated as MAP kinase interacting serine/threonine kinase 2. The transcript has 14 exons. Bases 55 to 1491 code for a protein of 478 amino acids. NCBI's taxonomy places the organism in Eukaryota, Metazoa, Chordata, Mammalia, Carnivora, Mustelidae. The record is from RefSeq and is a predicted model, not a curated record. Gene Ontology annotation, biological process: peptidyl-serine phosphorylation; intracellular signal transduction; protein autophosphorylation. Gene Ontology annotation, molecular function: ATP binding; calcium/calmodulin-dependent protein kinase activity; calmodulin binding. Gene Ontology annotation, cellular component: nucleus; cytoplasm.